Molecule: messenger RNA, 902 nt
Organism: Morone saxatilis (striped sea-bass)
Lineage: Eukaryota; Metazoa; Chordata; Actinopteri; Moronidae
Gene: terb2
Product: telomere repeat binding bouquet formation protein 2
Exons: 7
Coding region: 207-824 (205 amino acids)
Biological process (GO): homologous chromosome pairing at meiosis; meiotic attachment of telomere to nuclear envelope
Cellular component (GO): nuclear inner membrane
Source: RefSeq, a predicted model, not a curated record
GACAAAGCACCUGUUCAUAGACAACUAUACAUAAAAUAUAUAACUUACAUAGCGUUAUAUAUGUCUACGGUUCAGUGGAAGAGUUGGCUAGGUUUUGAGAAAAACAAAAGACAGACAAAGACAACGACAGGAAGCUGAAGAGGAUUUAUUACGAGUUUACUAACUGAAACUAACAUUAAUGGGCUAACGAGGACUGUAGUGACAUUAUGUUUAGGAAGAAGUCUGCCUGGUUUUCAAGCAGCGUGCCUCAGGCAUGUCACAACUUUUGGAUAUUGGAGGGUGGGUCCAUUACUGGUUGGAGAACAGCAGAUUACCUUUUCAGUGAGGAUGCUUCAUGUCCUGAUACUCUGAGGAUAUUUGAGAGCAGAGAUUACCUUUGGAACAAGGUGGUGGUUUUUCACAGCUUGUUUCUGUCCGCCUGUGAGAAGCGCCAGAGUGUAAAGUCUGUGUGCAUUGGUCAUUAUGUGCUACCUCCAGCCUCAGUACAGGAUGAGGUGAGGAAUGUGGUUGGGAGGUUGAUUUGGGAGUGUGACGAUGAGCAGUCAGUAGCACAGGGUUCCUAUAAGAGUUUCAGUUGCCAGACAGAAGAUGAGCACAGUGAAAAAGGAGUCAGCGUUAGCAAUUCUGAACCACCUGACACAGACUCAUCAGAAAGUGACGCCUCUCUGUGUGGUCAUUUGCAGGAUUAUCCAGUUAGUAACAUGUUUACAGGGUACACCAACAUGGACAACCUGCAGAAGUACUCUGGUGAUUUGUGUGAUUUCCAUCCCGUGUGUUUCCGAUGCACCAAGUGUAAAGCCCAUUGCUGUUUGCCACACACAUAAGCAAACAUGCAUGAAGAGAAAAACACGUUCAUUUUACUGGCAGAUGAGUUGUUUGUUUUUUAAAUGUUGACAUUAUCU